Messenger RNA from Medicago truncatula (barrel medic), 801 nucleotides. RefSeq lists its product as uncharacterized. Bases 1 to 801 code for a protein of 266 amino acids. The transcript is spliced from 2 exons. Lineage: Eukaryota; Viridiplantae; Streptophyta; Magnoliopsida; Fabales; Fabaceae. The record is from RefSeq and is a predicted model, not a curated record.
AUGUUGGUAGACAGAGGUGGGUUGUGGUAUAGGGUUUUAGUUGUCAGGUAUGGCGAGUUAGGUGGCAGGUUGGGGGCCGGAGAGUUUCAUUGUUGGUGGUCGGAGGUGAGUCGUCUUAGGGUGAGGGAUGGAGAUGGUGGUAGCGGCUGGUUUGAGGAUCAGGUGAGGAGAGUUGAUGAUGGGGCUGAUACUUCGUUUUGGUCUGAUAGGUGGUUAGGGGAGGUUCCUCUUUGUGUGAGACUUAGUCGGUUGUUUGAGUUAACAGAGAAUAAGACUAUGUAUGUGGCAGACUUGCUCUCUGUUGAUUCGGAGCGGUGGGGGGAAGUGUGGAGGUGGAGACGUAGGUUAUGGCAGUGGGAGGAGGGGUUGCUAGAGGAGUGUAGGGCUUUACUUCUUGAUGUUUCCUUGAAUCCUAAUGUUGUAGAUAGUUGGGUGUGGCUUCCAGACCCAUCUAGUGGAUACAUAGUUCGAGGUGCAUAUAGUUUGUUAGUCUCUCAGGUUCCCUUGAAGGUUUCCGUUUUUGCGUGGAGGCUCCUUCGUGACCGUUUAUCGACAAGGACGAAUUUGAUUUCUAGACGGGUGCUAUCGCCUGACAUGUCCUCGUGCGUUGCUGGUUGUGGUCAUCCUGAAUCGGCACAACACCUUUUUUUAUUGUGUGAUACCUUUGGUUCGCUGUGGCAUUUGGUGCGAGAUUGGAUUGGAUGCUAUGGGGUGGACGCAGAUAAUAUUUUCGAUCAUUUUUUACAGUUCACUCAUUUGACAGGUGGUGGUGUUCUGCUAGACGUUCUUUUAUGCAACUAA